GCUAGACUUGACGAAGCCCAAGUUGAAAUACAAGCCUUAAAGAAACAACUCCGUGAGGUCGAUAAGACAGUGAACAACACUAAAGAUUCCCUUGAGUUCACCCAAGGUGAGCAUGACGACCUUGUGGAACGCGUCGCGAACUGCGAAAACGAGCAGUCAACUUGUUGGGAUGAGCUGACUCAUUUAAACAUCUAUAGUCGUCGAUGGAAUCUAAUUUUCUACAGAGUCAAUGAGUCCAAAGACGAGGAUUGCUUCUCGCUGGUACGUGACGUCUUAACCCGAAAUUUAAACCUACCACAAGACGAAGUCUCGAAUAUGAAGCUUUGCGGGCACACCGUCUUGGCAAGCCAAACAGAAACAGAGCCCGACCUCUUAUUGCUCGCUUCACGUGUCGUGCUGACAGAGAUCGUGUCUGGAAAGCUCGCUACAGGCUGAAAAACUCGCGUAUUUCAAUGAGUGAAGACCUCCUGAAGCACAUACAAGAAAUCAGGAAAAACGUCCUUAUCCCUGCGAUGAAGAAGAUAAAACAAGAAACACCUAGCCACAAAGCUUCCGUCAUAGGAGAUAAGUUAGUUGUUAAUGGAAAAGUUUACUUUCAUUAUGACGUGCCGAAAAAAUGGCUCCCUGUCAACUCUUCAGUGAAUACCCAUGAGGAUUAUGGCAAUGGUACAGCCGAACAUCAAGAACCACUGCAAAGUCAAGAAGAAUCCUCUGAUGUUAUGGUCCAAUCCCAAGAACUGCUUAGUCAAAGCGAAUAGGUGACGCUUUUUCCGUAAGUCCAAUCCUUUCACAAAACUUUAAAAUUAACUCUUAGUUGAAAACCAGUUUUAUUUUUACUCCGUUGCUUCUUGCCUUUAAAAUCAUGCUCUAGUUUUGUGUUUCCAAAUACGAGGACUUAAUUUCGACCCUGAGAUGGAACUCGCUAUUUUCAUGCUUCCCUUGCGGUAACCAAAUUUUCACUUGCACCUUUCAAAAUGGCAAAUCCGUUUAUUUUACAUUCAGAGUCAAAGUCGUUGUUAUUGCGGAUGCUUUCUACGUCCCUUGUUAUGCUACCCUCUCAAGUACGCCAAACCACUUUCGUGUGGUGCGUUCGAAGGCCUUUUUCAGCGCCUUUUUUAUUUUUCUGUUUAUGUUUCUUAAGUAAUGUUUGUCUAAGUCCUUUGAUAAUUUAUUUUAUUUCUACUAGUAGUUUGAACACUUUAAUCACCAAAACACUGCAUUCACAUUCACACUUUGGCCAAAAGACAGCUGUCAAAGUCCACCGUUGCCAGCGCAAUUUUCUGACUUUUUCCCUUUGUCCCGUUGACGCCUUUAAAACCUAGUUUUGAUGUUAAAUUCCAGUCCUUAAACGUAAGAGGACUGAAUAAGUCAAUCAAACGUCGAUCAAUCUUCCGUUGGUUACAUAAUCAAAAAUUCCAUUUCACAUUCUUACAAGAAACCUACAGCUCUAAAGAAUGUGCCCAAAUUUGGGAAGCUGAAUGGGGUGGGAAGGUUUAUUUUAGUCACGGCAGUUCACACAGCAAAGGUGUCAUGACUCUCGUUACUCCGAACUUAGAUGUCAAGGUCGAAAAAUGCAUCCAAGACACGAAUGGCAGGUUUCUUAUACUUGACCUAUUAAUUGAUGAGUUGCAUCUAAUUCUAGUGAAUAUUUAUGCCCCGAAUGACGCGAAUCAGCAAGUCACGUUUUUAAAGAGCUAGAAAAUCAGCUUGAAGAUUUUGCCCAAGAGAAUAUUAUUAUCGCAGGUGACUUCAACUGCGCUCUUUCUGAAAAUGACAAAAAGGUGGAAAUUCAGUUUGGAAAAAAAUCCAUAGUAAUUAAAGAAGUUCAGCAUCUUGCGAACCUCUAUAAUUUAACAGACAUUUGGCGCGAUCGCAAUCCGAACGACAACCGCUUCACUUGGAGAAACAAAUCGCUAAAAAUCCAAUGCCGACUAGACUUCUUUUUAAUUUCAAAAGAACUCAGCAGUGACACACAUGCUUGCAAUAUAAUUAACGCCCCUGAAACUGAUCACUCGGCUGUCACUUUACAUCUUAAGACAGAAGAUUUAUUGCAACCUAAAGCUCCUGGUUUUUGGAAAUUUAAUAAUUCUCUAUUAGAGGACGAAGACUUCACUUCCGCAAUCCGCGAAAGUCUACCGGAUUUCAAAGAUAAAUAUGCUGACCUGGAUGACUUAGGUCUAAAAUGGGACUUAAUUAAAAUGGAAAUUCGCGGAUUCACAAUCAAGUAU
Messenger RNA from Porites lobata, 2228 nucleotides. Lineage: Eukaryota; Metazoa; Cnidaria; Anthozoa; Scleractinia; Poritidae. The record is from the annotation of a GenBank genome assembly.